This is a messenger RNA of Laccaria bicolor S238N-H82, 1194 nucleotides long. RefSeq lists its product as uncharacterized. The record is from RefSeq and is a predicted model, not a curated record. Bases 1 to 1194 code for a protein of 397 amino acids. The transcript is spliced from 6 exons. Gene Ontology annotation, biological process: regulation of mRNA processing; spliceosomal complex assembly; protein phosphorylation. NCBI's taxonomy places the organism in Eukaryota, Fungi, Basidiomycota, Agaricomycetes, Agaricales, Hydnangiaceae. Gene Ontology annotation, molecular function: ATP binding; protein kinase activity.
AUGACUGUUGCAAAAAAAUUUAAACCUCCCCAACGGCUCUUGCACUGGAACGCCGACGAGGACGUUGAAGAGAUUAGCCGCUAUACUUAUGGGGGCUAUCACCCCAUCCAGUUUGGAGAAGUAUUGUCAACGCCCGCAGAUACCGAACCAAGCAAUUCUCGUAAGUAUCGCAUACUCAGUAAGCUCGGUCAUGGCUCUUUUUCCACCGUAUGGCUAGCGUCUGCGCAGCAUCAUUCUGCAUCCGGACACUAUUUUGCAAUCAAAGUCUGCGUUGCCGAUGCCGAUCCUCAGCGUGAACUAGAUGUUUUUAGACGGCUCCCCAGCGAUGAAGGGCGCCAUGUGCUACGGCUUCAUGACAGCUUCACAAUUGAUGGCCCUAAUGGCACACACGCCGUACAUGCUUUCAAUGUUCUUGGUUCAUUCCUAGUUGCUCGGCUUGCACGACCUUACUGGAACCCGAGGGAACUCUCUCGCCAAAUCGCUCAGGGGCUAGCCUUUCUUCACCGUCAUGGUGUUGUGCACGGAGACUUCCACAUGGGAAAUAUUGGCGUGACCAUGCCGCAACUGGACGAGAUCACCGAGAAGGACCUCAUCGACCGCUUGGACCCGCCCGAAUGCACAAUAGUUUUCCCUCGUCAGACGCCUGCAUCGCCAAAAUCCUUGCCUCCGUACAUUGUCCCACCGACGGAUAUCUCCGAACUCCUCCCGAAGCCACCCGCCGAACUGCACGUUGAGCUACUCGAUUUAGGAAAUGCUACAAUUGUCGGAAGCAGCUCCGCACCUCCUGCCUGUACGCCUGCGGCGGUAUGUGCGCCAGAGAUCAUGUUUGAACAAGUCACUACAUCGGUCGUGACCCAACCUGCUACAACCGCGAGCGACAUCUGGGCACUGGCUUGCGUGAUGCACCAAAUCGUCUUUGGCCCAGAGCUGUUCCACAGGGCAUGUUGCAACGACUACCUCCUGAAAAGGAUGGCGGCCGUCUGUGGCCAAGUCCCGCCGUCGUGGCGCAGCUUUUGGGACUCGAACGAAGAACUCUGCAAACUGGAUAUUUCCCAGGAAGCGGCCGACCAGGCGUGGCAGAUAAAGAUAGAUAGUUUUCUACGUUCGAGAGCGGGUAGCGCAAUUGGUAAAGAAGACUUUGGUAACUUUUACGACCUUUUACGGAGGAUGCUCAAGAUAGAUCCAAGUGAUUGA